AUGCUCAAACAAUUCCUCAGAAGCGCGCGACCACCGCGGCGAAAACGUCGCAACAACAACGUCGACGACUUUGAGCCAGAAGCGAUUCCUCUCAUCGACCAUCCUUCAUCCAACAUUCACAUACCAAGCAAACCUCGCCCUACGCCACCAACUCGGCAGGAACAGCGGCAUUCUCAAAUCAUGCACUUUACCAAGGUUGUCGCCGUCACCAUGACGGCCGUUGGCUUGAUGGCGCCAGCUGUCGCGGCCCCAGUGCCUCAGCGCGAUUCCAUCGUCGCUCUUCAACAGGAGGGCUGUGUGAACUGGGCGUGCUGCCCCAAGGGAGACCUCCAUGUGCCAUAUGCUUGGGUUCGCAGCGACGACGGCGACAUCAGCAAGCGCGAGGAAGACUUCCUGAGCACUGAGAUGAACGAGCAGACCGCUGAGAAGGUCGUUCCUAUUCCAGGUGGCUUCUUGUGCGAGGGGCCGCUAUGCGCUGCAGCAGAUGGUCUCACGCGCAAGGAGGACAGCACCAGCAAGCGCGAGAGCGACUUCGUCAACAUCGAUAUGAAUGAUCAGGUUUCCGAGAGUAUGCCGUUUCCGGGUGGCGCGAUCGACGUCGUAGAAGACGGAAUCGGCAGAGCUUUCGGCGACGAGCCGGACGAAAAGACCACCGACGCUAUUGAGCAGCGCCAGUGUGUCCAACAUUGCUUGUUUGGUGGAAUUUGCUUCUGCAUGCCCGGCGAGGUCGACAAGGAUGGCAUCAGCGAGAACACUCUCAGCAACCCAGCUGUCGACAAGUCAGUCAACUCGCUAGAUGACCAGAGCAAGCCGGACGAUAUUGCUGUCAAGCGCGAUGGUGGCGAAGGCGACCCUGACGACUGCAACCCGAUAAGAGAGUGCCAUACCGGCUCGGGCAUGAAGCCUGGUUCACCUCCUAUUUGA
Messenger RNA from Zasmidium cellare ATCC 36951, 924 nucleotides. RefSeq lists its product as uncharacterized. The record is from RefSeq and is a predicted model, not a curated record. The transcript is spliced from 2 exons. The coding region runs from base 1 to 924 and encodes 307 amino acids. Lineage: Eukaryota; Fungi; Ascomycota; Dothideomycetes; Mycosphaerellales; Mycosphaerellaceae.